UUUCAGGAAUAUCCCUUCCUAGCAUCAUGUUGUUCGCACGUUCGGCAUUACUAUCGACGGUCCUAUUAUAUGUGAUAGCCUCCCAACGCACCCUGUUGAGGGUAUCCCAUCGCGGAAACUCACUCAAUGUUCGUCUUCUACCGGAUAUGGUUGCGCAGGCAUUGACUGCAUCUGCUGGAAGGAAACGUUUCCUCAGCCAAGACGACCUCGACUGUGAACGAUGCUUCACGCAGGAUGGUAUGGUCUAUGACUUGAAGGCAAUAGGGGUCCAGAUUGUAGAGCCGACAUGCUCAGUUGGUCACAAUAGUAUUCUGAACUACUUGAAAAAAGCCGCAGAUAUGCUGGGCAUCGAAUUUGAUUGCGAGCCCGAUGUGAAGAUCAUCCUGGAUCCUAUCCCCAGUAUGGUUCAAGCCUCAGCUACUUGUACUGGUGGCAAUCCUGUUCUCGGCACCAACGACCCCGGCUCUUCUUGUCAGCGUUAUCUCGAAGUCAUUCACCUGGGAGCUGCCUGGCGAGCGGCUCGUUCUGCCAAGUUGAAGUUGAAAGAUGUUGUGCUGGCCGUCAUUGACACGGGGGUUGAUACGACUCAUCCUGAUCUGGUCAAUCAAUUCUGGAGAAAUCCAGCUGACGGGUCUAUUGGAUUCAACUUCGCCAAGAACAAUACCAAUGUGACUGAUGUCCUUCGCCAUGGUACCCACUGCGCUGGCAGUGCGGUCGCCCAGACUAAUAACUGCAUUGGCAUUGCAGGAGUGGCUAACAUUGAAGGCCCACCGCCGAAGGUUAAGCUGAUGGUAUUGAAGAUCUUCGACGAUUCCGGUGUUGGCCUUUUGAGUUAUUCGCUGAGGGCCCUCAACUUCGCAGUUGAAAAUGGUGCAACAGUAUCCUCUCAUUCUUACCGCUGGUAUAACACAAGUGAGCUCCAGAAGGCUGCAUACAAGAAAGCCGCUGCUGCUGGACAUAUUGCUGUUGCUGCUGCUGGCAAUGAAGCACUUGAUCUAGAGAAGAACCGAACUUAUCCUUGCUGCCUCGCAGAGGAAAUCCCAUCUAUGCUUUGUGUGGCUGCCAGUACUUCUAAUCCAACCGAACCGGUCUCUCUUGCCGGAUUCUCGAACGCGGGAUUUGUUACGAAGGUUGCUGCUCCCGGUGUGGAUAUUUACUCGACGGUCCCCGGGGGUUUGUACUUCAAAACUAGUGGUACAUCGAUGUCGACCCCUAUAGUUGCUGGUGUCGCGGCCUUGCUCGCUACUCUCGGUCUUGAAGGCCAAGACAUAACCAGCACUAUUGUCAAAUCUAGAACGGCCGGUAUACCGAAUCCAUUCAAUCUAUCCCACAUCGGGGAAAUAGAUGUACUUGAAGCAGUGAAUAUCGCCCUUACCCAGUUGACGAACUGCUCCUCCUAUGGUCAGUAAGGUUGUCUCGAGGACUGUGGGACUCGUGAAUUGCUGAAGCAGAGAAAUGCAUCUACCUUUUUGUACAAUGGUUUUCCUCAUCUUUGCCGUUAUCCGAUUCAUUUUGAAAGGUUUUACGCCUACUUCCAGACAGCAUCAUUAAUAUUUUCCCGCAUUAGAAUCAGUUGAUAGUUUGAAAACUUUUUUGUGAUCGUAUCUCAGAUAUGUAUCGUCAUGGAAUACCCAUUCCUGUUGGGUAGAGUUUUCACCAAUAAGACAACUGAUCGUUGACGUCUUAAAAGCGUUUCCAAU
Messenger RNA from Perkinsus marinus ATCC 50983, 1700 nucleotides. Its product is annotated as Intracellular alkaline protease, putative. Gene Ontology annotation, molecular function: serine-type endopeptidase activity. Bases 27 to 1409 code for a protein of 460 amino acids. Lineage: Eukaryota; Perkinsozoa; Perkinsida; Perkinsidae. The transcript has a single exon. Gene Ontology annotation, biological process: proteolysis. The record is from RefSeq and is a predicted model, not a curated record.